This is a messenger RNA of Aspergillus bombycis, 2517 nucleotides long. RefSeq names its product pentatricopeptide repeat protein. The record is from RefSeq and is a predicted model, not a curated record. Gene Ontology annotation, molecular function: protein binding. The transcript has a single exon. NCBI's taxonomy places the organism in Eukaryota, Fungi, Ascomycota, Eurotiomycetes, Eurotiales, Aspergillaceae. The coding region runs from base 1 to 2517 and encodes 838 amino acids.
AUGCCUCAUCCCAAUAGGUUCCAGAGCUCGCCCAACCUGCGACUGCCCCCUUCGCAGGGUUUGGAUACGUGCUUGUCCGUCAAUUGCAGUUCCAUGUCUAAGCCAGAAUCAUUCUCCUACAAUGCUUCCCUCCGGAGACUCGGCUCCAGACGUCCUCGCCCGUCCGCUGCCUCUAUAGCAGACCUUUUCGUCAGCUCGCUGGUGAUGGCAGGCUACUGCCGGGAGCACUCCCCUCGAGGACGAGGGCUGUCAACAAUGUCUGUGAAGACUUCGAGGGGCGAGAUGGCGAGAUGGCGAGACAGGGGUGUGACGAGCACAGUGCAUUUGUCGAAAAGACGCCUGGAUUAUCUAGGGUCACCGGCGAAGUGCCUGGGGGUGGUGCACCGUCCAAGAACACAACGGAUGUUUAACUCCGGCAUUGCGCAAAAGUUAGAAGACGACGAGAACGAAGACAUUCAUAUAUCAAACCGAUCAAUAGAGAGACCUUCGCCUAGGAUACAUCACAAAGAUGCGGAAUCAGACCAAAGGCCACAUUUACAUGGGAGGUUACCACCACCGCAACACGCGCUCGAAGAAUUGAAUUGCGAGUCGAUGACAGGCACCUUCACUCCAGAGUCAGAACAGAACACUCCUUGCCUUGCCUCCAGAGAAAGCGCACUUGACCACCAAGUAGAUCCGCCUGCGCUGCCGACCCUAUCCCGCUACCACGGGAAGACGAGCCCGGCUAAAGAAUUACACGAAGCUACCUCAAAACUAUACCGUUCUGUGUUUGGGGAUUCCUUAGAUUGGAAGCAGGCUGUUGACACUGUUGUUGAUGAUGGGCAGGUUGAAUCAUCGUCACCUCGACCUGUUGUGCUUCGUAAGGAUAAUAAAGAAGAUGCCGUUGAGCUCCAGUCAGUUGCGGUAUUCGUUGAAGCCAUGUGGGACGAAAAAAAGUCCAACCAAUAUAUUUUCCGACUGUACAGAGAUCUUCCAUACCCAGGGGUUUCGUACUUGUCAAAAAAGUCACGAGGGGCACUUUUGCGGCGAUUCGCUAACCCUCCUAACCGCCGGUGGGUUGAUGCUCGCCGCUACCUCGGGAUAAUAGAAGACAUGGUAGCUGCAAAACUUCCGGUGUCGCGGUCAUUGUGGAGCUCUGCUAUUCAUCUGGCGGGCCGUGCAUCUGGCAAAGUGUGCAAGAGGGAUUUGGUGAGAUCAAUCGGUCUAUGGCAGCAAAUGGAGCAUGUGGCCGGGGUCAAGUCAGAUGGCGUCGUCUUUAACAUCCUUUUCGACAUAGCCAUUAAAGCUGGUCAAUUCACAGUCGCAGACCGUCUAAUGGAGGAAAUGGCGAAACGUGAAAUAACUUUUACUCGCCCUGGAAAGGUUUCCAAAAUGUACUACUGUGGAAUGCAGCAGGAUGCGGAUGGCAUCCGUCAGACGUUCGAUGCCUUCGUGACUAGUGGGGAGAUUGUUGACACAGUGGUACUGAACUGCCUGAUAGUAUCCUUUCUUCGGGCUGGGGAGACGAAGACUGCCGAGCAAUUAUACCAUCGCAUGAUGCAGGCACAGAACACAGUUGAGCUUGAUCUCGAGAGGCUACAACAUGGGCCGAGUUUGACCUCGGAGUUCAUCGUUUAUCGCAAGAAGUCCAGAAAGCUCAAUCGGCUUUUACAAGUAUCUGCUUCUCUUAAGGACCGACUACCCGAACACCAUCGAGCUCUGCAGGAAGCCCUUCCUAUGACACCUGAUACGCGGACAUUCCAUAUUCUUCUUGCUCAUCACGCCUAUCGAUCGGGCAACUUACACGCUUUCAUGUCGGUUAUAGGUGACAUGGAAAAAACCUUUACAGUUCCGCCGCGUGGAAUGAUAUAUCUGUUGCUUUUCGACGGGUUUGCUUACAAUGGCCGAAAGAGAAAGGGUUGGACUGCUGAACGGCUGUGGAAUGCAUGGCGAGCGUAUCUUCGCGCUCUUUACGAAUCAAAGAGCAGAUUCAAUGACCGCUUUCAUCUUCGCACGGCAAAGCUCGUUUGGGAAAAUCCGCUAGGAAGUAGCGCUGCAUUGCUGGCAGCACAGACACCUGCACUGCCAAGAAAACCAAUGGGUUUAUACACCCCAUUGCCAUCGGGCAAGUCCGAGGCAAAUACUACGUCUGCAGAACACCAGCAGGAGCAAGUAGACGAGACUGACGAAGCAAGCAAGGAGGAUGUCAACGAACUAGGUGCCAAUGACGGAACAACCGAAUUCGAUGAUGACAUUGAUACCGACGAGCUGUUCAAUUACCGGGGCCGAGACCAGCAUGCCGAGAAUGGCGAGCUUGAAGUGCUGGAGCGCCAGAUCGAGAAUGGAGUAUUUUUAGGUCGUCGGAUGAUUAUCAUUAUUCUUCGAGCAUUCGGUGCCUGCUGCGGACCGAAGGAAGUUAUGGAGGUCUGGCUGCACAUCGAACGACUUUGGCAACCCAAAAGACGCAAAGCGCUUGACGUCAUGGCCGUGAAGGAGGAACUGGAGAAGCAGAUAAACAAAGGCAGUAGGAGACACUGA